AUGGAGGAAUUUUUGAAGGCCCUUCUGGCAGGCCAACAAGCCCAAGCACAGGCUAGUGCAGCGCUCCUAGAGGAACAGAGAAAAGCUAACCAGUUGAAAGCUGAGGAGCUGCAGCUACAGAAGAAGAUGGCUGCUCAUAGUGUAGGCCCAAUAAAGGCUAGUAACUUUAUCUCCAAAAUGGGGUCCACAGACAAUGUUGAGGCGUACUUACACGCCUUUGAAGCCACGGCCACUAGGGAAGGAUGGCCCAAGGUCCAGUGGGUUGGACUGCUAGCCCCCUUCUUAACGGGUGAAUCACUAAACGCUGUCCGAGACCUACCCCCUGACAAGUUAACCGACUAUGACGCGCUGAAGACGGAAAUCCUCAGCAGACAUGGGCUCACCAAGUACGGUAUGGCCCAGCGCUUCCAAAGCUGGACCUUCCACGCGGACCAAGCUCCGCGUACACAGAUGCAUGAACUGUCGAGAAUUGCCAGGAAAUGGCUGGAACCUGACAAAAACACCGCCGCUGACGUAGUGGAAACCAUUGUUGUGGAUCAUUACCUCAGAGCCCUACCGUAUGAGGCGAAGCGCUUCGUUAGUCAACAGGCCCUAACCACUGUUGACCUCACCAUUGAGGCGGUGGAAAAGUACCAAGCCACCACAGAAAUGCUUCGCACUUCCAAGAGAGACCCUAGGACCACCACCCCUCAGCUGACCGGGGGAGGCCACUCCAAAAACCCCAAGGUAACCAGCCCAACUACAGCAGCACCCAGCUAUGCUCCAUUGAGGGCCAAAAGCCAGCCUGGUCCAGUUAGAAUGGCUCGUGAUAAUGACACCCGACAAUGCUACCGGUGUGGUGAGAUAGGACACAUGUCUUGGCAGUGUGAUAAACAGCUCGACGAGCCCAUGCCAACUGCAGGGUCCUCCAGUUCACCAUCCACCCAGCUAUUCGCAUCGCUCAUCGGGGUCACAGAUGGGCCCCCAGAUCGACCCCCCACCUGCCCUGUAACUGUAAAUUGCCAGGAUGUAGAGGCAUUGUUGGACUCCGGAAGUCGGGUCACCUUGGUACACAAGGACCUAGUGGAUCCAUCGUGUCUGUCCACUGAUAAGGUUCUACCAAUUUCAUGUGUGCAUGGAGACACCAAAGAUUACCCCACCACUGAGCUCAAACUAACCACCACCAGGGGGACUCUUAACACAAGGGCAGGAGUGGUCGACUCUCUCCCUGUUCCUGUUCUGAUUGGGCGAGACUGCCCAGCCUUCCACCAGCUGUUUAGGGAGACACAGCAAGUGCCAGCCAGAGCGCCCCGCAGCCGGAGAGGAAUGGCGGGUACCCAGGCCGACACAGAGUCCGGCCCGGAUACUGAAGAGGAGAAUAUGGCUGGAGGAAUCUCUCCAAGUUCCAAUGAGGGAGACGCCCAGGUCAUCGAGGACCUCCCCCAUCUCACAGGCCAGUAUGGAGCUGCACAGUUGCAGGAUCCCACACUUGUAAAUGCCUUAAAAAAUGUUCAAGUGCUAGAGGGCAGAAUAGUAGGGGAGAGAGCAAGCCCCACAUACCCCCAUUUUGCUGUAAUACGGGGCCUACUGUAUCAGGUUGUGAAGGAAAAGAAUGAAAUACUGGAGCAACUCCUUGUACCACAGCCCCACCGGGCAACUGUACUCAAUCUUGCGCACACCCAUUUACUAGGGGCCCACUUAGGUGUAGAGAAGACAACAGAAAGAAUCCUGCAGCGCUUCUUCUGGCCUGGAGUGCACAAAGAAAUAGAGAAUUUCUGCCGUAGUUGCCCAGACUGCCAGAAGAGGGCACCCAAACCCACUUACCGUAACCCGCUCAUCCCCUUGCCAAUCAUUGAAACCCCUUUUCAGAGGAUUGGACUGGAUAUAGUUGGCCCUUUGCCAAAAAGCUCCAGGGGCCAUCAGUACAUACUAGUCAUCCUCGACUACGCUACCCGUUAUCCUGAGGCUAUCCCCCUGAGGAAGGCUACCUCUAGACAGAUUGCUAAAGAGCUGUUCCUCCUGUCCACCAGUCUGGGCAUCCCAAAAGAAAUAUUGACAGACCAAGGUAGCCCCUUCAUGUCUAGGGUUAUGAAGGAAUUGUGUGCGCUGUUGAAGAUAAAACAGUUGCGAACAUCCGUUUACCACCCCCAGACAGACGGGUUGGUCGAGCGUUUUAACAAGACCUUGAAGUCAAUGCUGAAGAAAUCGAUUGAAGAGGAUGGCCGGAACUGGGACCAGCUGCUACCAUACCUGCUGUUCGCAAUAAGAGAGGUACCUCAAUCUUCUACUGGCUUUUCGCCUUUUGAACUUCUGCUGUCUUACAGACCCAGGGGGCUACUGGACAUUGCCAAGGAGGCUUGGGAAGAGCAACCCUGCAAGCAGCGGACCAUCGUCGAACACGUUGGAGCCAUGAAGGAGAGAAUGAGGGUCGUCUACCCGAUAGUCCGGGAACACAUGGAGACGGCCCAACGACAACAGCAGGCCUCCUACAACAGACCUGCUCAGCCCAGAGAAUUUAAGCCAGGAGACAGAGUGCUCGUCCUGGUGCCAACCGUCGAGUGCAAAUUCCUGGCAACCUGGCAAGGACCUUACGAGGUCAUCGAACGAAUAGGAGAAGUGAACUACAAGGUGAGACAGCCUGAUAAAAGGAAAACUGAACAGAUUUAUCACAUUAACCUCUUGAAGAAAUGGCACGCCAGGGAGGCGCUGUUCUGCUGUUUGCCCCCAACAGAGUCCAAAGCACCCGCGAGAGAGGAGGUUCUGGUGGGGCCAGGCCUGUCCCCACAUCAGCGGCAGGAGACCCUGGAGCUGGUGGAUCGCAACAGAGAUGUCUUCUCAUCACUCCCUGGAAACACAGAGGUGGUCCAACAUGAGAUCCUGACCGUACCCGGCCGUACGGUAACCCAGCGUCCCUAUCGCGUGCCGGAAGCGCGCAAGGUGGCUAUCGAGCAGGAAGUGAAGAGUAUGCUUGAAUUGGGAGUCAUUGAAGAGUCGAAAAGCCCGUGGGCUAGCCCCAUCGUCCUGGUUCCCAAGCCGGAUGGGUCGGUAAGAUUCUGCAAUGAUUAUCGCAAGUUAAAUGAAGUGUCACAGUUUGAUUCAUACCCCAUGCCCCGUGUUGAUGACUUAGUAGACUCCUUAGGGCAUGCUCGCUUCCUCACCACGCUGGACCUCACCAAAGGCUACUGGCAGGUGCCCCUUACCCCAGCAUCAAAGGAGAAGACUGCAUUUGCCACACCUGAAGGUCUGUACCAAUACACACGGCUCCCCUUUGGUCUACAUGGAGCGCCCGCUACGUUCCAGCGCUUAAUGGAUCGAGUCCUCGGCCCCCACAAAAGGUAUGCUGCUGCAUUUUUAGAUGAUGUUGUCAUUCAAAGCCCGGAUUGGGAAAGUCACUUACCUCGUGUCCAAGCUGUGCUUGAUUCCCUCAGAAAUGCAGGCCUGACGGCCAAUCCCAAAAAAUGCAGGUUGGCCUACAGUGAGACGAAUUACCUGGGGUACACCGUUGGACGAGGGCUAGUCAAGCCCCAGGAGGCGAAGCUGCAGGCCAUACGAGACUGGCCGCGUCCCCUCACAAAGAAGCAGGUGAGGUCAUUCCUGGGCCUGGCCGGCUACUACCGGCGUUUCAUUGCCAAUUUUGCCUCUAUUGCCGCACCUCUGACAGAUCUGACAACCAAACGACACUCCAGAAUGGUCAAGUGGGACGCUGCGGCAGAGACCGCCUUCAUCCUCCUGAAGCAGGCCCUCUGUUCCAGUCCAGUUCUAGUGGCACCGGACUUCGGGAAGGAGUUUGUUGUGCAAACCGACGCUUCGGAGGUGGGUCUGGGGGCCGUACUUGCUCAAGUACAAGAAGGUGAGGAACAUCCCGUUCUAUACUUGAGCAGAAAACUACUUCCGAGAGAGAAAAAUUAUUCUACAGUCGAGAAGGAGUGUCUCGCCGUCACCUGGGCCCUGGAAUCCCUACGAUAUUACCUCCUGGGCCGGCGCUUCACUGUGGUCUCUGACCAUGCCCCUCUGCAGUGGAUGGCCAGGAACAAGGAGACAAACAGUAGGAUAACUAGAUGGUUUUUGAGUUUGCAAGCAUUUAAUUUUUCUGUUGUCCACAGGGCUGGCAGGAGUCAUGGCAACGCAGAUGCUCUGUCCCGGAGAGAUGCCCUCUUCGUGACCUCUAGCCCGACGAGGACGUCGAGUCCGAGGGGGAGGAUUUGUGGCAUCACGAGAGGCUGCGUCUUGGAGGGCCGAUAUAUUCCGCGUAAAUGGCUCCAUACGCAAACCGCUUUGGCUCCAUCUGGUGGUGGAGUUGGGAACUUCACCCCUCAACACACCAUGCUGCAACACAGCUGAGGCCGAUGAGGGCCUAAUGAGCUAGAAGGCUUUUUGUGAGCUAGGACCUCUCAGUAUGUGUGUGACACUGGAGAGAGCCCAUGUUUGCACAUUCUCUCCCAAGAAGAAAGUUCCUUGGGAGGACUAACUUGUUGAAAUUCCUCAAAGCCUCAGAGACUAUUUGCGAAUAUUAUUUCCUGGACUUUUGUGUUGACUUUUCAUCAUUGGAGUGCUAUACCUGCUACUGCUUCCUGGAAUGACAGUAAGAUUGAAGAUUUCAGUUGACUUUCAAGAGGAUACUUUUUGAAGAGGAAACUUGCCAUUGAGUGACUGUUAAAGAGCCGUGGGCCUUUGUUUAUGUUUGAUUAUUGAGAAGAAACCUUAUUUGAACUUUUGAACUUUGAAAACAACUUUUUGUUAAGUCCUCAAAAUAACAUUAAAUCAUACUUUAUUUGAAACUUGUGUCCUUGCACUGAUUGAAAUGCCCUGCUUAAAACGAGUCAACCUCU
Messenger RNA from Engraulis encrasicolus (European anchovy), 4808 nucleotides. RefSeq lists its product as uncharacterized. Gene Ontology annotation, molecular function: zinc ion binding; nucleic acid binding. NCBI's taxonomy places the organism in Eukaryota, Metazoa, Chordata, Actinopteri, Clupeiformes, Engraulidae. The transcript is spliced from 2 exons. Gene Ontology annotation, biological process: DNA integration. The coding region runs from base 1 to 4320 and encodes 1439 amino acids. The record is from RefSeq and is a predicted model, not a curated record.